Messenger RNA from Lathyrus sativus (Indian pea), 672 nucleotides. The record is from the annotation of a GenBank genome assembly. Lineage: Eukaryota; Viridiplantae; Streptophyta; Magnoliopsida; Fabales; Fabaceae.
AUGCUGCUUAGAAACAGAUCAAGAGCUGUCACCAAACAAAGUCUAAUGGGUGAACCACAAUCACCAAGUCAAAACUUCACAAACACAAUCCCAUCUCUAUUUGGUUCAUCCAAAAAAACUGAGUCUUUGAUAAGUCCAACAUCGAUUCUUGACACAAAAGCUUUAACUCAUUUUGAGAAUCCUUUCUCGGUUAGGAACAAAGUAGAUUCAAAAACCUUAGGACUUGGUCUUGUUGGUGUUCUAAAAGAUGAAUAUGAACAACCUUUUCACCGAAAUUCUGAAAAACUAAGGAAUAGAAAAGUUGUGUUGGGAACUGAUCAGCUUAGAGUGAAAAUCCCGUUUGAGUCAGAAAGUGAGUUUGGUUGCAAAAUGAAUGAUUCUUCAUCGUCAUCAGAAAAGGGUGUUCUUAGUUUGAGUGAAAUGGAGGUUUAUGAAGAAUACACAUGUGUGAUAUCUCAUGGAGCAAAUCCAAAAACAACACAUAUAUUCGAUAAUUGUGUUGUGGGAAGUUACUGUUCUGUCCCUAAUUCACUUAAUUUUCUUAGCUUUUGUUACACUUGCAAAAUUCAUCUUCAGCAUACAAAAGACAUCUUCAUUUACAGAGGAGAAAAAGCUUUUUGCAGUCAAGAAUGUCGUAACCAAGAGAUGAUGUUAGAUGAAGGAGAAAAUUAA